Molecule: messenger RNA, 1044 nt
Organism: Talaromyces stipitatus ATCC 10500
Lineage: Eukaryota; Fungi; Ascomycota; Eurotiomycetes; Eurotiales; Trichocomaceae
Product: oxidoreductase, 2OG-Fe(II) oxygenase family, putative
Exons: 6
Coding region: 1-1044 (347 amino acids)
Molecular function (GO): dioxygenase activity
Source: RefSeq, a predicted model, not a curated record
AUGGCAGUCUCAUUCGAGUCUCUUCCAAUAAUCGAUUUUCAGGCUCUGCAGAGCGAUGCAACAAAGUCAGAAGCUCUCGCAGACUUGAAAAACGCGUUAUUCCAUGUGGGCUUCUUAUACCUCGCUAACACUGGACUGGAGUCAAUUAUCGAAGAAACACAUAAUGCGUUACCACAAAUAUUUGACCUUCCUGAAAGCGACAAACAAAGAUGUAGCAUGCUCAAUUCUCCUUCAUUUCUUGGGUACACUGGCCUAGGUGCUGAAACUACGGCACGAAAGACGGACUUGAGAGAGCAAUUUGAUUUUGGCAGCCCAGUCAAGUCGGUGUGGAAGGAAGGCGACCUGCCCUGGCAACGCCUCGAGGGACCUUCUCAGUUUCCCAAUGAAGAAGUCAACAAACUCGUGACACGAUACACCUCUGAGUUAUCAGUGCUCUCGGGAACAUUUCUCCGAGCGGUAGCAGAGUGUCUCUCAUUACCAUCCGGCACGUUCGAGACUUUCCUAGGCAAAAUGCACCGGUUGAAAUUCGUCAAAUACCCGCGUUCCGAACCUGGAUCUCAAGGGGUAGGUCCACACAAGGAUUCUACUGGUCUUUUCACCUUUCUUUCCCAAGACUCAGUUGGGGGGCUGGAAGUUCUUAACAGGGCUGGGCAAUGGAUUAGUGCACCGUAUAUAAAAGGGACUCUUGUGGUAAAUGUUCAGCAGGGAUUUGAAGCUAUCACGGGAGGACUAUGUCCCGCAACGACUCAUCGGGUCCUUGCACCUACCACGACCACGCGCUACAGUAUACCAUUUUUCCAGGCUGUCAGGUUAGACCUCACUUUGAAAUUCCUCGAGGAAGCAGCAGUGGACAUUGUCCAUCGCAUUCCAACCCAGAAUGUAGCGAACGCCCAACAGGUCACGAUACCCAGCGAAUUCAUGUCGCCUUUGUUUUCAUGCUUCGGUGAAGCUCAAUUGAGGAACCGCAUAAUGAGCCAUCCGGACGUCGGCAAGAGAUGGUAUCUGGAGCUUUACGAAAAGUAUUCCCGACAGACGCUAGCCUAG